This is a messenger RNA of Clunio marinus, 231 nucleotides long. NCBI's taxonomy places the organism in Eukaryota, Metazoa, Arthropoda, Insecta, Diptera, Chironomidae. The record is from the annotation of a GenBank genome assembly.
AUGGCAAUUAUUUAUGUGUCGUUGGGUUUCAUUUCUUUAGCAUUUUCUGAUUUUCUGAGCUUCGUUUUAUUUGACUUUUUGUUGCAAAUUUCAAUUCUACCUGACAAGCAUUCCAGAGAACAUGAAAGCACGAUUAAUAGCGGAAUCAAAGAUUUCAUGGCUUCUAAAUAUCCCCUGAAGAUAAUUUCGAAUAGUUUUGAGUUUAAUGAACAUGAAGAGUUCGGAAUAUAA